Messenger RNA from Medioppia subpectinata, 812 nucleotides. Lineage: Eukaryota; Metazoa; Arthropoda; Arachnida; Sarcoptiformes; Oppiidae. The record is from the annotation of a GenBank genome assembly.
CGUACCCGUCGAGCACCGGUACCCCAUCGCCAUUAGCCAGCGAUGAAAACACCGGUUCACCACUCGAUAUGAAUGACAUAGAUAUUGAUUGCGAGACACCAGCCGAUGGACAGGUGACAGGUCUGGCCGAUCAGCCCUACACCGACAUUGAUGGCGAUAUAUCAGACAUCAUGCUGUUUAACGAUAUUAAACCCGAUAUAAACCUGAGGACAACACUAUCACCGCCAGUACAAGUGAUGCCUGUGUACAGGCCUCUAACUGAUUACCGUAAUCAGUUGAACGAGCUCGAGUCUAGUAGACUACAGGAGCUACUAUGGGCCACCAGUGCCGUGAAACUGUCACCAAUGAACCUGCACGAAUUACGUUCGGGCAUGAUGCUUUUCCUUAAAAUGGACGAGCACACCCGCAAAAUGAUCAAGAUGUGCAAACGACUGGCCGCGUUUAACACCAUGUGCGAACACGAUAAACUAUGCUUGAUUAAGCAUGGUUGCGUGGCCCUGUUUUAUAUGACCAUGGUGCCUAAUUAUAAUCCUGUUCAGGAUUGUUGGGCAUUCGAUACGUUGACAGCAAUUGUGUUAUUUAACCCGGACAGGCCUACGCUUAAAGAGAGACACUUGGUUAAAUUGCAGCGCGAAAUAUACCUAUACCGGAUGGAAAUUGUAUCUAGCGCAAAGUUUACCAGCUUAUUGCAAUCAGUGUCUGAUUUGGAGGAUUUGAAUUAUGGUAAAAGACGAGUCAGCUAUGCGAGUGAUCCAAAGGUUUAUCCGUCUGAGCUAUUGAAGGAGAUAUUUGAAUUGCCCAAUAAUGGCCCG